UUAUUGGCAUAUUUUAAAAGAUUUUAUCAAUGUCUUUUGUGGUCAAUGGAUGGACAAUCGAUUGAUUCAGGUCGCAUUUUUGAGUCGAAAUUGAAAGUAUAUUGUCGUCGAUUUGAUGGGUCUAUAAAAGCCCAACAUUCCAACAUUUCCAUCACAUUCCAAACAUUUAGCGAAAAUGGUGCAAACAUUUCAUCUUCUAUAGUCAUUUCGGAUACCCAAAAAAUGGUUGAGGUAACCAAACUUUCAUUUUCAUUAAAUUACACAAAAUGAGCAGAAAACAAGGUAGGCACAAGUGAUUCAAGCAAACUGACCGAAUGCUCAAUGAAAUUUGUAAUUUAUUGAAAAAGGAAUUUGUUGUACACAUUUUUUUUUCAUGUACACAUAAUUGCUUAACACCUUGAUCAAGAUUUGACAAUACAUGACCCAAAAUGAUUCGGAACUAAAUUGUUGCCAAAGACGGUACCUCAAUCGUUUUCACAAUAACCAACCAAAUACAGUACCUGCUAAAUGGAAUGCGUUUGUCUGCAAAAUGAAUUCGAUACAAUUGAACCGAAGCACACAUGCAUACCCACACAUCUGAGCAACAGCCGAAAACUGCGUGUGCAGCAACACACAGUAGUGGCAAUGAAUAUUUCCAUUUUAAAGAAAAGCAUAAGAAAUUAAAGUAAUAGAUAAUCCACACUAUAUAUGUGUGUGUGUGUGUGUGUGUGUUGAAUAUUAUAUAAAAUUUGAAUAGGUAGCGGCAGUAGUGAAAAUGAUGAAUACGUGAAAAACUUGAAUAAAAAUUCCGUAUAGUUUACGCUGCAAACAUUGUAGCUGCUUGCAAUUGCUGACGAAUAUAGCCACAAUGGCCUGAAGAAAAAUGAGAGUGAACAACACAUUUUUUGAACAUGAUUCCACGCUGUAGUGGAUUAACCAUAUCUUUUUUGCACUAAACAUACACGAACGCUACUUAUAUCGAACACGAGUACUGGCUUAUUGUGCGGCUGAGUUUCGCGUGUAUGUUUGAAUGGGAAUGGAAGACCAUAUUCUGUGGGGUAUGAGGCUUCGUGCAAAAUAUCUCAAAUGGUGCAGAACAACGAAUUGAACACUUUAAGCCGAAAAUUAACCGUUGUUAACAAUGGGCCGGGGAAGUUAGCAAAUACAAAGUUUAUUAAAAUUUCAUCAGUUAUGAGCGGAUUUGGGACGAAAUGUUAGACUCGGUUACAACGAAAACAUACAUCUAUCUUAGCUGCAAUGUAACACAAGAAAUAUUCAGCAAUAUUUCGGAUGAACGUAGUUUCUUAUUCAAAAUUGGAAGAAUACUCUCAAACUUCAGCGUUGAAAUAAGUGACACACAGUUGGUUUAAACAAACAAUCAUUCUGCCAUCAAAUGUGAGUUCUCACACGCAAAUAUUUGGAUGAUAUCAGAAUGGCUAGAAGAAGAGACAAAACUAUAUAAAUUAAUGUAAAAAUUCACCUUCAAUUUAUGUUUAACUUUCGGCUUAACAACUCUUUAUUAUAUUUUCCAUUCAUGUUGGGCAAAAUAGUUUUUUUUAUAUCAUCAGUUGAAUGGACUCAAAAUAUUAUAUUAUACGCUGAAAAUCGUAGUAAUUCACGUGUUGAACGAAUUGGAAUCGUGUGUGUGUUUGUGUGUAAAAAAACAUCUCAUUCGUAAGUCAUUUGCCCGAGAUAUCUAACGUAUUCGGUGAUCAAAAUGAUCACAUUAUAAAAUUUCGAUAAACUUCCCAAAUUGUUGCGUACGCUGCGAUGAUUCGUAAAACAAGUUUCAUCUCUAUCAAUUCCAUAAAAUUCACGGACAUAGGGAAUUAAGCACGAUAUUUUUAGUGCGAUUUCGACACAAACAAACAUCGCGAGAUCGGAAAUUCAAGACCAUUCGAUGAUGAUAGUUCAAUGAAUGGGUGAGUCUAGUAAAUCUAUAUAUACGAUUACCAAAUUACCUUUUGGGCCAUGAAUAAGUCUGUAAAAUGUGUGUGAAAAAAAACACAAAAAUCCGAAUAAAUUCAAGGUUAAUUCGAAACUUGUUUGUCUAAUCGAUCCUUUUUCGGCAAUCCGGAAAGAAAGAACUUUUACCACGUGCGAUUUCGACCAGAAAAACCAGAAAAAUUUACAUAUAUACAAAUUGAUUGCCAAAGAUCGUUCACGUCAACCAAUUUACAUUGACUGUUGCUAUUGAAAAAGCCGAAUGAAAGGCUCAUGAGAUCAAGGUGAAAAAUGUGCACAAAUGCCAAUUUGUUAAGAAAAUAUUGAAUGAAUCUAGAGCCGCAGCAACACAUUAUAUGAACUUAUGCCGAAAAAUUCAGGCACAAUCCACAGGUUUUGAGUGAACAAAAGAUUUGAAAUGUCUGAUAAUCAAGCAAGCGUCGAACCUUUAGAUCGUUCGACGAUGCGAGUGUUCGAGGUUGAAUUUCCGAAUAGCAGUUUAUGCAGUUCUUGUUGUGUGUUCCAUUUACUACAAUCGACAACAACGAAUUAAUUACAUUCAAUUCAAGAAGAUUCGAUUGUUGGUAAGCACAAAACACGGGAACAAGGCAAAAUCACGCAGGAAAAAAACAAAAUUUUUCAUUCGUUCUACUGCAUUCACACAAUGGAAUAGAAUGAAAAUAUUAAAUUGUGGUCAUACACAUCUUUAGCGUGUGUCAAAUGGAAAAUUUCUAACCAGUACCCAAUGCAAUUCGGUGGCAAUUCGAUGAGCAAUCAGCCAUACCACGAUAUUAAUUGCUCAAUCAAAAAAUGUUUGCAUUAGGCUUGCCCCCCCCCCCCGAUACCGAAGGCAAUACGCAAGCUCAAAUAAGCAAAUGAAAUUCGCCAUGUGGCGAUCGCAUGCAUACUCAAUGCACUGCCAUUCAAUAAGAACCGAAACUGAAAGCAAUCGCAUUGCAAUACGAAUAUGCUCGCAUUCAAUGCAAAGCCCAAUAACAAAUCAAAACAUGUUUUUUCUACAAUUUCCAUUUUGAUGUAAGACAACACAUAUGUACGUACGUUGCGCAAAUACGAUUCUGUUUUUUUUUUUAUUCAUUUCGAACGAAGGAAAUCCACCAAGACAACCGAUGAUAUGGAGAAUGACUGUAGUAACGGUAUUGACGUCACAUCUUGAUCGAUAUACACGGACAAACGCACAAUGCGUCCGCAUCUCAAUUUCGCACAUUUAUCUUGUAUUAUUUUACAAUAAGAACAAAAAAUCAGUGGCAUUUGAAUCAAUUUUUGAACACGGUUCACAUCUUAAUAAUGAUUGAUUCCAAAUCGUCGAUGCUUUCGCUUGCAAAUUGCGUCACUCUGUUUUGAUUCGCAGGCCCACAAAUGACGCGUGGUUUCACAAUAGCUCUUCUCUUCUUUUUUCUAUUUUUCGAAGAUUUAAUCAGUCCAAUUCAUAGCCAAUUCUAUUUUUGGACAAAAAUUUGGGUUUUUUUUAAGUUUAUUUGUAUGGGGAAUAUUUCCGCUCAUUUGAUAUGAACGAUCAAUUCGAGUCUCUUCAGUGGAGAACUGCUCGUCUUUAGCGCCAUGCAAGCAUUGUUCAACACUACUUUGUAGCUAUUAAGUGUUGCGUUGGCCUGGAGGAUGUGGGAGGCACUUCUGAUUUCAACAACUCUCUUACUGCUCUUCUGAAUGCGACCAAAACAUAAGAAAAAACUUCCAUUUCCUUCUAAAUCACGGAGGACGGUAACCCGACAAGUGAUGCUCCAUUCUUAUUUGUUUAAAUCAAAUCUUUCUCUGUUUGACUUUUUUCCGUGUCACUUUUUUCAAACCAAAUCAAAUUAAUUCGAGAAAAAAAAACAGUUAAUAACAUCAUUACUUUAAUUGGAUUGUAAUCACGACUUUUAAAAUGUGCGUGAUAAAUAAUUGGCCACGACAAUAAUUUAGCAUAAAAUCAUGUGAAUAGAAAAAAAAGCAACGGCGAAAAAGAAAUGUCAUCGAUUAAGCUCGAUGUGUGUGUUUCAGCACGUAAUCACCAUCUGCAUUUUUAUUGCUCCCUAUCACAUUGCUUACAACUCUGAUAAAAAAGAUCAUAAAUAAAUUGUCGAUUUUCGCGUUGUCUCCAAUUUAUUUGGUUUCAUUGAUUCGCAGCAAGCAAUUAAGCGGUGGCUGAAGUUGCCGAGAUUCAAUAUCGAAAUCAUGCAAGUGGACGGGAGAUUACUGCGCAUUGCAGCAACAUAUGUGAACUUGUAAUUCGGUAUGUAUGCUCCCCGCCAAGACGUUUACACAUGUACAAAUCAUUUUGAACACUUUGCGCUGGUCACUUAUCGAAAAUGCAUUUAAUUUAUUAUGGUUGGCAUUGUUUUUCUGUCCAUUUCGGCAUAAACAGUCGCUUUGUAAUUAUCAUCAUAUUUUAUGAUAUUCUGGUCUGAUGCACGUCAUCUCCUCGGCAUGAAUGUACAAAAAGGGAGAAUCAUAUCGAAUGACGCUGAUCCAGAAGUAAAUCAUUUUAUGCUAUUUUAAUGGGCUUUUUCUUCUGUUGCUUGUUGUUUUGGUGAUGGUGUCGCGUGGCUCUUUGUCAUUUGUUACUUUUUGUCAUCAAAACGUAAUGAUUGUUUUUAUUUAGCAUUAAUUACUUUAAUUUACUUGCACCGGGCCCUACCUCAGUGUUGCCAAAUACCAUGGGAAAUUGUUAAAUGUCUUGGGAAAAUGCAGCAAUUCAGCUGACAUCGUCCUCCAUCGCAUUCUGUGAAAUGGUCGAAAACGAAGAAUCGCCGAGAGUUUCUUUUUCGUUUUUACAAAGCUCUUUAAUUUUUUUGCAGCAGCAAGACAAAGAUAAUUUCGAUGACGGGAACGAGUGACCCAAAAAACCCGUCUUUUUGAACAUAUUCGCAAGGUUUUCGACACUGACGAACGAAAAACAAAAACUGGCCAAUGAACGAUCUAAAAAUAUUGUUUAUAUUUACAUGAGCGACCUGAAACCGCCACAUGCAAAAUCAUGGAGGCAAAAUCACCAGUGAAAGUUACAAAAUACGAUGCGUGUGUAUGUGUGUAGCGGCUAGUGUAAUAAAAUUACAGCCACUGGUAUUUGAGCAUUGCAUCUUAUUUAGGCGAAAAAGAGCCGAUAUCCAUGAACACGAUAGCAUUCAAAACAAAAUAAACUGAACCGAAAAUUCGCAUACAAAACACUAAGACUCAGUGAUUUGGUUUAACUGCUCGCACGGUUCAGCAGUGUCGAUCGCCUUCGACCAUUCAACAGAAACUUCAUGCGAUGGCACACACACACACACACACACAAACGCAUAUACUUUUUGCUUGCGGUAUUGCAUAAAUUUUUUUUUGUGUGGCAGCCACUUUGUAAUCAUGAAAUACGAUGACGUUUUUCCCUUAACAAAGUCAAAUUUAUGGUUUUUUCUUCAUUUGUGAUUUCGAUAUCAACGCAUGUGUUUUGGAUUCACAAGAUUUUCCGUUGAGAAAGAAAUAUCAAAUAGGUAAAAAUCAUCGCAACAAAAUCAUCAAAUUGAGCCGAACUCCAAAUAAAUAACACGAUGCUUACGAACAAUAUUUCGUGAAGACUUCUUGUCUCAACGUUUUUUUGUAUGUAUAAUCAUUCAAAUUUGCAUUGCAAAGUAGGGGAGCAAUCGUCAAAUUGUGGCAAAGUAAAACAAGUUUCAACUUGUUCACCCAUUCAGUUCAACCAUUCAGUUUGACAGGUGUGAAGUGACGAUGUAAAUUACAAACGCCAGACAAAUGAAUGUAAUUUCUCCGCAUUUCAUGGUCAUUAAUCCGUACUAGAACCAAGAAAAAUAUUCUCAUACAAAAGAAUGGCUGCUUGCGCUUUACUUGGUUCGUUUGAACUCCUAAAAAGUCAUUGAGAUUUGUGGUUGCGCUUCUCGACUUUGCAUUCGACUUGGAAAAACGUAGCCAAAUUCAAAGCCCGGCAUAAUUAUGAACAUAAUUGCAGCAAUUAUUCGGUGAGCAAUUCAAACCAGACUCGCGUCGAAUUAUAACUUAAUUGCCAUUUUAAUUCCAAUUUUCUUAGGAGCAUUAAAUAAACAUUGAGACAUCAUUGAGCGUUUGAACGAUCAUAAUCUUGAAUAGAAUUUAAGUUAAUUCAUGUUCUGUAAUUGGUCGGUUUGUUUUUUGCAUUGAAAUCAUUUGAACAAUUUUUUCAGUAUUACUUGCAGCCAGUGAAAAGUACCACAUCAUACAAGCGACCUUAAGUGGCCGUGAAACCGUUGCAAAUUGAAUGCAUUUCAUGUGGAUUUGGUUCUUCAAUUUAAUUCGACAAUGAUCAUUCUGCUCGAUCGAAUUUGUUUGGAGUAAACAACGAUUUUCUGAGCCGCCCAUCGUUUCUCUUGCUGAUGGUUUCCACGAGAGGCUAGUCACAAUUUGGACAUUCUUAAUUAAAUCACGAAAGGCCACUCUGUCGAUGGAAGAGAGAAUGUGUGAUGGCUUAUCGCAGCAGACGUAUAUAUACUUAAUGAAACUCCAUUGCAACAACAGCCAGAUUUGCACGCUUCAGCUGUCACAAAAGUGUUAAUCAUUAAACAGAUUUCAGUUGAGAAAUUAUUAUUCGAAUAAAUCAGUGGCCAAAACAAAAAUGAAAGAAAACAAAAAUGGGAGAUAGAGAGAGAGAGAGAGAGAGAGAGAGAGAGAGAGAGAGAUCAAUUUGUUGUUACCAUCUAAGUUUAUACGUUAUUCAAGAGAUAAUCAAUCAAAAUGAGUCGUUCGGAGCAAUUAACGCCUAUACAGGAACUGUACAAAGGAAAAACAAUCUUCAUCACCGGAGGUUCGGGUUUUAUGGGCAAGGUUUUGAUUGAGAAAUUGUUGUACUCAUGCUCGGAUCUGAAGCAGAUUUACUUGCUGAUUCGUCCAAAAAAAGGAAAGUCGCCAGAAUCGCGUAUUGAAGAUAUGUUCAAAAUACCGGCUUUCCAACGUCUUAAAGAGGAGAAGCCAGAACAAAUGAAAAAGUUGGUGCCAAUCCAAGGCGAUGUGACAUUUGAUUCGCUUGGUUUGAGCGGUGAAGAAAUGAAUCGUAUCUGUCGCGAAACAAACAUUGUGUUCCAUUGUGCAGCCACACUGCGCCUGGAAGCAAAUUUAAAGGAUGCCCUCGACAUGAACACAACUGGAACAAAACGUGUAUUGGAUGUGGCCCGUAAAAUGACCAAUCUAUUGGCAUUCAUCCAUUUAUCUACGGCCUUCUGCUAUUGUGAUCAAGAGGUGUUGCUCGAAAAGGUCUACGAUUGUCCACACGAUCCAGAAGAUUUGAUCCGUUGCGCCAAAUGGAUGGACGCGAAAACAUUAGAAAAGAUUACACCUGAACUCUUGAGCCCACAUCCAAACACAUACACCUAUUCAAAGCGUUUGGCUGAAAUUCUCGUCCAAAACCAAUAUCCAAAUAUGCCAGUAUGCAUCGCACGACCAAGUAUCGUAUCGCCCGCUUGGGAAGAGCCUUGUCAAGGAUGGGUAGACAGUUUGAACGGACCGAUCGGUAUUAUGGUUGGUGGCGCUAAGGGUGUUAUCCGUACUAUGUUGUGCAACGGUGAACAUCGUUCUGAGGUUAUUCCGGUCGAUAUCGCCAUCAGCGGUUUAAUUGCAAUCGCCUACAAGAUUGCAAUAACCACACAAAAGCCGAAAAAUAUUCCAGUUUACAAUGUCACAUGUUCGGACAGCAAGAAAGUGACAUGGCGUGAAGUACUCGACCAAGGCAAAGCACUCAAUUACAAAUAUCCAUUUGAAGGUGGUGUCUGGUAUCCAGGUGGUGAUAUGACCACAUCAAAACUUGUUCACACCUUAAAAUUGUUCUUCUACCAAUUGUUACCGGCUUAUUUCAUCGAUUUUAUUAUGUUGUGCAUUGGUCAAAAGCGAUUCAUGGUACGUGUUCAAAGACGAAUUUUCGAUGGAUUAGAUGUUUUACAAUUUUUCACAACUCGCCAAUGGGACUUCCGUACAGAACGAUUCUUUGGCCUAUACCGCGAACUAACACCGAAAGAUCAGCAAAUAUUCAACAUGGACACCGACGGCAUUCCAGAUUUUGAAUACUUGAAACGCAGUAUUCUGGGUGGUCGUCAAUAUUGUCUCAAGGAACCAUUGACCACAUUGCCAAAAGCCAGACGUCAAUUGAAAGUAUUGUAUACCAUUGAUUUGAUCUUCAAGAUUCUCUUCUACGCAUUGAUGUUGUGGGCAUUCUUGUCAAUCACUGGACUGAAACAAUACGUGCAGGCUUUUUACUCUGAAUCCCAAGGAUUUUUGAAGCAAUCAUAAAUUUAAUAUUUAUGAUUCAACUAUGGAAUAGGAAUUAGAAACUCAAUUUUUUGUUUUUUUUUUUUAGUAAAGAAGGAAAAACCAUAAGAUUUUGUAGUGCAUAAGAAAUGAAUGGCAGUUACCAAUAUACUCUAAGCCGAAAUUAUGCAACGACACGACAUUUUUUCUUCAAUUUUUUUUUUUAUGUUUUGCGCGUUCAAAAGAAACAAUCUACAUAAUUCUACAAUCAUUUAUACCAUUAUCCUUAUCGCUGACUUCGAAUAGAUUCUUAUUCAUUCACGACAUUACUAUGAUAGUUGUAGUAGUAGCUGCUUGAGGAACAAGGGUACGACAACAUUAUCGCUUUUUUUAUUUUCAUUUUUUUUACACCUUAUAAUUUACUCAAAUUUUUUUAUACAAUGUAAAAUUCUUAUGGAAAAUUCAAUAAAAUAUUGAGAAAUAAAUAAAAA
Sitodiplosis mosellana (orange wheat blossom midge) is the source of this 8630-nucleotide messenger RNA. Its product is annotated as putative fatty acyl-CoA reductase CG5065. The coding region runs from base 6637 to 8181 and encodes 514 amino acids. Gene Ontology annotation, cellular component: peroxisome. The record is from RefSeq and is a predicted model, not a curated record. Gene Ontology annotation, molecular function: alcohol-forming very long-chain fatty acyl-CoA reductase (NADP+) activity. Lineage: Eukaryota; Metazoa; Arthropoda; Insecta; Diptera; Cecidomyiidae. The transcript is spliced from 9 exons. Gene Ontology annotation, biological process: long-chain fatty-acyl-CoA metabolic process.